This is a messenger RNA of Dermacentor andersoni, 2972 nucleotides long. RefSeq lists its product as uncharacterized. The record is from RefSeq and is a predicted model, not a curated record. NCBI's taxonomy places the organism in Eukaryota, Metazoa, Arthropoda, Arachnida, Ixodida, Ixodidae.
AAGCCGUCUCCCCUCCCUCCGCGCGCCUCGAUUCCCGAUCGAAGUCCCGACCAGUGGUCGCCGGGUUGGGCAACUAGGGGGUGCCCAUUACACCGUCGGAGUCAGCCAGCGAGCCAGUGAGCAAUCAUCGAGCGUGCUGUGACGACGACUGCGGCGACACGGCGGCGCAAGCCAGCAUGCCAGCCAUCUGAGUGGGGAAUCCAGCAGCACCGUUAUCGGGGGACGCCCUUUGGAGAACUGGUUCUUCGAGCGAGGGUGUCGCGACACUGCGCGACGUCUCGAUGAGCCAACCGUGAUGGCGGCCACCGAAAACGACGACAAGUGUCGCGCGCACGAGCUGUGGGUGAGAGUGACGACUGGCGACGAGGCGGAGGCAGGUAGCUGCAGCCAGAGCACGCGCGACUCCUGGUGGCGCCUGAUACGGCAGCGGUACGGAGACUCUUCGCGGCACCACCACGACCUCGACCACCUGAACCAGAUGGCCGAGCUGAUGGCAGAGUACGCCGAUCACCUGAGCAACCCAAGGGCCGUCGCACUGGCGCUCUUCUUCCAGUACCUCGAGUACGACCCCAAGUCCCAGGAUAACGAGGAGCGGUGCAUCGACGCCUUCCGGCGGUUCGCCGAGGAGGCCCGAAUACCCACGGACUCCGAGCUGUACCUGUCGGUGACGGAGUUGAUCCAGCUGACAAAGCUUCACAGCACGGAGGAACACAAGCAAGAAGGCAUGUACGGUCGAGAGGACAAGCACUUCUUCCUCGACUUUGACAUGUGCGUACUGGGGAGCAGCCCCACCGAAUACAAAGACUACACGGAAAAGGUGCGGCUGGAGUACAGUUUUGUUCCCGACGCCGUCUACAAGAGCCUUCGGUCAAAGGUUUUGCGGUCCUUCCUGCAGAUCCCCAACAUCUUCUCGACGGAGCCCUUCCGGAAGAAAUACGAGGAGCGUGCGAAGAGCAACAUUAGGGACGAAAUAGCCCAGCUGGACACGUGAUGGGCUGAGCCAAGCAAGACGAAGAAAAGAAAGAAUGGACAUUUUGUAGCCGCGCUUCGCAUUUAUUCUUUCUUUUACUUUUUUUUUGUUGUUGCAUUGCGCGAGGAACAGAUGUUUCAGUGAUACCGCAGAAAAUUAUGCACAGUGUUAAGUUUUAUCGCUGCUGUCGAUGGGGGUAUUAAAAACAGCGUUAGAUUGCUCGAAAAAAUAAUGAUACGAACUUGGAUUUACGCAAGGUGAAAUAGGGAUGUCGCCCACCAAAAAGGGUCGCUCUCGCGGAUGAGAAUGCACUCAUUUCAGAUUUUAUGGUGUCGUCAGCGGUGACGCAGACGUCAUUUGGACUCUAGAAAGGCAGAAUAUACGCGGAUGUUGUUGUUCAUUAACUGCAAAAGUAGGGAGAGUUUGGCUGCUAGAAAGUCCGCUAUCCUGAAAUCGUAUUUAACCGAAAUAAAUAUGUUCGCGCCAGUUUUAAGCAGGUAGUUAUGCUGUCCUUUCGGACAUUAUGUGUGCCUGCUAUAAACCUCAACAUAAUACGGUCCAUCUCGGCCAUUUCUUUUUUUUUUUCUGUUACGACACCGGACCGCCCUUCUAGCCCUGCGUAUAUUGAGCGAGGAUUACAUGCAAGCCUCUUGCAAGUCGCUGCACGCUACUUUUCCCUUUCGUUUUCCUUCUUAAGACUUCUUUUGUGGCUUCCUCUAUAUUUUCUUUUUCCCGUUGUUUUCUUUAGCCUAUUUUGUGGCUACACAGAGGCCAUGUUCUCGCUAAUUCGCAGCAGUAACCAAUAACGACUGAGUAAGUGAGCCUAAAAAAACAAUUUCAAGGUAGGGGCGGGGUGAAGGAAGGAGGAAGAGCGAGCUUCGUCGUUUCAAUGCCGCCACUUCUGAGGCUAUAGGGAGUAUUCAAGCGAAGUCUAGGCACGCCAUUUUCAAGUCCUACUCACAGCUUACGUUGUGAUGUUGGAGAUAAGCGGAUCUAGACGAUGCUCACCUUUUCUAUUUUUUUUUUUUUUUUUGCCUGGCUGGCUUUACAACAAUAUUGCGACACCGAUGACGUCAAUGCAUACCUCCUGUAUUCUCUGUUUACGUCGUUACCUCAUGCCAGUCUGCGCUAAACGGUUCAACAUAAUACACAGGCGUUCCAUCGCACUUGUGAGCGACCUGUAAAAGCUGCCACUGACACCAGUACGCGUGCAUGUACAGUGUUCUGAUGCUCGGAAUGCCUUGCAAACAACACGUUCCAAACUAAAACAUAUUUGCAAAUGUUUGCAAACAACAGGCUCCAGACUAAAACACAAAGAUCAAUUGGCUACAUUAUACGCACGCGGAAGCGAGCACGCGAAAGUCUGGUAACUGCGAUAGUUCCAUGCACAUGACAGGGCCAGAUCGAGGCAAAAAAACACCUGGCUCUUGUUGAACGGCCACUAAGGAUACUGCACUAGUUACUGCCUAUGUAACAAUAAGGAAGAACGGGAAAGAAGUCGGAAGGGAGUUUCCAGUUCGUUUACAAUACUAAGCAGCUGUUGUACUUGAGCGACAUGUGUUCUUUGUGUGACAGGUAAGCGAGUGUGCUUAUCUGUUUGCUUGGUAGUACUUGGUGCUCGUGGAUUUGUGUGCUUACAGUAGAAAGCAAGUUUGUACAGAUGAUACUCACGAAAUGUGUCUGUCAGCGCAAAAGGGUAUAAUUUUGCUGGACACGCGCGUCGCAGUUGAUGGGGAAAGUGAUUAUCGCUUUGUGAACGCAAUUACGGAUACACAGCCAUGCAUCUCCCGCUCUUGGGAAAUAUUGUUGUUACUGCUCACUAAUAUACAACAGUUAUAUGCGAGUAUGUAGUUCGAGCGGUGCCUGACAUAACUUUGGACGCGGGGAGAAGAAAAUGUAAAGAUACAUUUUGGCCAAGCUAAGUUUAUGAGGAAUGUUUAGCUCGGAAGCUCCUAUCUAAAUACAUGGAAACGGAGAAAUCGUUUUUUUUUUUUUUUUUUCA